ACUUGCCGCUAUUGUCUAGAACUCUCUCUCUCUCUCUUUCAAAGACACUCCUCUCAAAGCACAUCUCUGAAGCCUAAAAACCAAGUUGGAUCUGAGCUUCUUUUCCUAAAAGAUUCUUCUCUCACGACUAAAAAUCAACACAGUCAUGUCUGUUUUACUUCCUCUAUGUCUGGUUCUCUCCAUGAUUACCUAUUCAAAUGCUGCGUAUUGUGUAUGCAAAGACGGGAACGAGCAAGUGCUUCAGAAAGCCAUAGAUUAUGCAUGUGGAGCAGGAGCUGACUGUUCUCAGAUCCAGCAGAACGGAGCUUGUUUCCAGCCUAACACCGUUAAAAACCACUGCGACGUCGCUGUCAACAGUUACUAUCAGAAGAAAGCUUCCUCCGGUGCCACCUGUGACUUUAACGGCGCUGCCGUUAUCUCUACCUCACCUCCCUCAACUGCUUCGAGCUGUUUAACUGGUUCCAGCUCUAGUGGGACCCCGUCCACUGGGACUCCUACCACAGGAACUCCAAGCACCGGGACUCCUAGCACAGGAACCCCAAGCACCGGGACACCAACUACAGGAACUCCAAGCACUGGGACGCCCACCAGUGGCUUCCCAUCCACCGGGACUCCGUCAACGGGGACACCCUCUUCAGGAAUGCCAACCACCGGGACUCCUUCCACUUCAACUGGCAUGCCAAAUUCCGGCACACCAGCAAACGGAAUGCCAACUUCGUCUUCAUCUUCAGUGUUCCCUGGCACUACUCUUGGACCGACCGGGAGCGGUGGAUUUGGCGAUCCAAACGCUGGAGAGAAGAUAUCAGCCCGAACUAACGCUCUGUUCUUACUAACUGGUGUAGCUAUUAUGCUUGUCGUUUAGAAGAACAUCACUGUUGAUUUGCGGGUUGCGCAAAUCAUCGGAAUAGAGCUGCUAUAUCUUCUUUUUUUUUUCUUUCACUCUUGUCUUUGUAGGGUUCGAACUUGGGUUUACUAUUAGGUUUGGCCGAGAGACAUCAUGCUGGGUUUAGUAUCUACCUUAGUAAUAUGGGAUGUACAACUUAAAAUCGACGUUAUUUUGUAAAUUCGGAGGAUGAGAUGCUGUUUUGUUUCUUUGAAUCUUUCUUUCAUCUUUUAGUACGUACCAUCAUGUCUCCAUUAUCAACAUGGUAUAUAAAUUGUGGUAACAAUGAUCAAAACAUGUGGCAUUUGGUCAUUGAUUUAUAACUCAAGAUUACCCUAAAUAAAAAUUAGUAGAGACGAUGUCUUGUAUUUGCUUUUGGACUUGGAAUAUUGUAAACGAACUUGUUAAACAAAAAGACAUGAGGG
This is a messenger RNA of Eruca vesicaria subsp. sativa (arugula), 1308 nucleotides long. The record is from the annotation of a GenBank genome assembly. Lineage: Eukaryota; Viridiplantae; Streptophyta; Magnoliopsida; Brassicales; Brassicaceae.